Messenger RNA from Dracunculus medinensis (Guinea worm), 897 nucleotides. NCBI's taxonomy places the organism in Eukaryota, Metazoa, Nematoda, Chromadorea, Rhabditida, Dracunculidae. The record is from the annotation of a GenBank genome assembly.
AUGAUUGAAGCAGAUAUGUCAUACCCUAAGGCAAUUGACAUGAGAAGAACAUCUCGAGCUCAAACAUUUCGAACUCAAACACAUAAUUCGAGAUGGCCUAUGUUGAAAGAAGAAAAUCCAUCUCUAAAUUAUGCAACGCCAAAUCCGAAAAGAAGCGAUGUGGACUGUUCAAUGGAAAAAAUUUCACGAUCUUAUGCUGACGAAGAACGAUCGCCGUCAAAUACGUGCUGCUGUGGUGUUGUACAUAUUCGUUAUGGAACAAUUUUAAUUGCUGUCUUAUCACUUAUCUCUUCGAUUAUCAAUGGAAUAUUAUUUUGCUUAGGAAUAAGUCGAGCGGAAAUUAAUUUUGCUAUAGAAUUUUUACUAUUUGUUAUUGAUCUGUUCGGUAUCUUAGCAUUGUUUUAUGGAAUCAUUUAUCGACGAGCAGGAUACCUCAAGCCAUAUUUGUUUAUUAACAUUUUAUGGAAUUUCGUUAUGCUCUUAUUAUUCUUUCUUUGUGCUAUUCAGUUGAUAAAGGACAACGAUUUGUCAAGAAAUAUUAUGCGAAACCUUCUUGAAAUAACCGGUUUCCGUCUUAAUAGGAAUCAAAUUAGUUCAGGUCAGGCAAAUUAUUCAAUGAGCCAUAACAAGAAGUGUUUAGCAAUUUCAGUGACGACCACCGUGACUUUUUUAAUGGUUGGUGGCCUAUUGCUUGCAAUUGGCAUUAAUUUUUGGUUCUUAUAUAUUGUCUUCUUAUGCUUUCAAUGGAUUAAUGCGUACAAUGAAAAAAGCCGAGAACCGUCGGAGAAUAAUGCGCAAAAGGAUUUGGUUACAAAAAAUUGUGAACCGAAAAUUGAAAAUUCAACAAAUCGUUUAGUGCUUAAAGAUUUGAAUAAAAACCCAAAAAUUAUUAUUUGA